Molecule: messenger RNA, 938 nt
Organism: Homalodisca vitripennis (glassy-winged sharpshooter)
Lineage: Eukaryota; Metazoa; Arthropoda; Insecta; Hemiptera; Cicadellidae
Gene: bisc
Product: TM2 domain-containing protein CG10795
Exons: 3
Coding region: 206-754 (182 amino acids)
Source: RefSeq, a predicted model, not a curated record
GGCAACCAGUGAACAUAACCUUACACAGCUUACCAAUCUUUGUUCUUUUUUCAGUGUUGUUAUACUGGAGACUAGAGGCGGUGGUUGGAAUAAUGAAAUUUGUUGGGUUUAUCAUUAGUAAAGUUUGCUUUUAUUCUUAGAUGUCAUAAAAUUUGUUGUUAGUGUUAAAUCAAUAAUGUGUUAGGGAUGCAUCUAAGUCAUUACAAUGAUUCUAAAUACCAUAGUUUUUAUAGUCUUUAUGCUUGAGGUUGCUAACAGCAAAAGUUCUUAUGAGGUAGAUUGCAGUAAACUUAGAAUGGGACAGUAUUUAUGCCCCCAUCCAGAUAUUAUUGACUCAUAUAUCGACCCGAAAACACAACAACCAAGAGGAUGCACACAACAAAAUAAAGCUGAAGUUUUGUGUAAAGCAGCAGAUGGAAUCAUUUGUUUGAAAUCAAAUAACUCAACCUUCACUCGGGAAAUACCCUGCCGGUGGACGAAUGGCUAUCACUUUGAAACGGCAAUGCUGCUCUCGAUAUUUUUGGGAAUGUUUGGUGCAGACAGGUUCUACUUGGGAUAUCCUGCAAUAGGAUUGCUGAAGUUCUGCACGAUGGGCUUUAUGUUUUUAGGCCAACUAGUCGAUAUAAUACUUAUAGCUACGCAGGUAGUGGGACCUGCAGAUGGCUCUUAUUACGUAAUACCUUACUACGGACCUGGUAUAAAAAUGGUGCGAAGUGACAAUUGGACAUAUAGAGUACCUCAAGAUGAUUGGUAGGCAAAUAACUAAAAAGUGUGGUGUGUAAAAUAGUGCUUGUAAAAAAUGGUUAUUGUAUAUAAUUCCAGUAUUUUAGGUACAUCUUUUUAUUUUCCUGAAGCAUUCUCUUUUAUACUGUGAUAAAUCUUGUAAAAACAUUUAGGAUUAUUUAAAUAUAAGUUGUCAAUAAAUACAUUUUAUGAAA